AUGUCUAGUGUAGCUAUUAAUGACAAAACACGUAGCAUGUCUAGUGUAGCUCAAAAUGACAAAACACGUAUCAUGUCUAGUGUAGCUAUAAAUGACAAAACACGUAUCAUGUCUAGUGUAGCUAUAAAUGAGAAAACACGUAUCAUGUCUAGUGUAUCUAUAAAUGACAAAACACGUAGCAUGUCUAGUGUAGCUAUAAAUGACAAAACACGUAGCAUGUCUAGUGUAGCUAUAAAUGACAAAACACGUAGCAUGUCUAGUGUAGCUAUAAAUGACAAAACACGUAGCAUGUCUAGUGUAGCUAUAAAUGACAAAACACGUAGCAUGUCUAGUGUAGCUAUAAAUGACAAAACACGUAGCAUGUCUAGUGUAGCUAUAAAUGUUAAAACACUAAGCAUGUCUAGUGUAGAUUUAAAUGACAAAACACGUAGCAUGUCUAGUGUAGCUAUAAAUGACAAAACACGUAGCAUGUCUAGUGUAGCUAUAAAUGACAAAACACGCAGCAUGUCUAGUGUAGCUCAAAAUGACAAAACACGUAUCAUGUCUAGUGUAGCUAUAAAUGACAAAACACGUAUCAUGUCUAGUGUAUCUAUAAAUGACAAAACACGUAGCAUGUCUAGUGUAUCUAUAAAUGACAAAACACGUAGCAUGUCUAGUGUAGCUAUAAAUGACAAAACACGUAGCAUGUCUAGUGUAGCUAUAAAUGACAAAACACGUAGCAUGUCUAGUGUAGCUAUAAAUGACAAAACACGUAGCAUGUCUAGUGUAGCUAUAAAUGACAAAACACGUAGCAUGUCUAGUGUAGCUAUAAAUGACAAAACACGUAGCAUGUCUAGUGUAGCUAUAAAUGUUAAAACACGUAGCAUGUCUAGUGUAGCUAUAAAUGACAAAACACGUAGCAUGUCUAGUGUAGCUAUAAAUGACAAAACACGUAGCAUGUCUAGUGUAGCUAUAAAUGACAAAACACGUAGCAUGUCUAGUGUAGCUAUAAAUGACAAAACACGUAGCAUGUCUAGUCUAGCUAUAAAUGACAAAAUACGUAGCAUGUCUAGUGUAGCUCAAAAUGAAAUUUCAUUUUCUCUUUUUACUGGCUUUUAA
Messenger RNA from Biomphalaria glabrata, 1098 nucleotides. RefSeq names its product serine/arginine repetitive matrix protein 5-like. The record is from RefSeq and is a predicted model, not a curated record. Bases 1 to 1098 code for a protein of 365 amino acids. The transcript has a single exon. Lineage: Eukaryota; Metazoa; Mollusca; Gastropoda; Planorbidae.